AGUCGUCAAUCCUGAUAGACAGUCGCUGUACAAACAUCAUGAGCCGUCGCAUCCUGUUGAGUCUGUGCGUCCUGGUUGCCGUUUUGGCCCUCGUCAGCGUCGCUGAAGGCGCUCGUGAACGUCGCCAACUUGUCAACGCCAUUCUGGGAGCAGCUUUGGGCUCUCCCGGCUACGGUUACGGACAUCAGUACGGAGGUUAUGGCCAUCAAGGUUACGGAAAUUACGGAGGCUACGGUGGACGUCCCGGUGGUUAUGGUGGAUACAACCAGGGAUAUUCUGGAUAUAAUCACGGAUAUAGCAAUUACGGUGGCCGUCCAGGUGGCUACGGCUCAUACGGAAACCAGGGAUACUACGGUGGGUACGGUGGAUAUGGUGGAUACCAUGGAUAUGGAGGUUACGGAGGAUACCAUGGAUACGGAGGUCACGGUUACUACGGUUAAGAAGAAAUUCAUGAA
Daphnia carinata is the source of this 455-nucleotide messenger RNA. RefSeq names its product keratin-associated protein 19-2-like. The transcript has 5 exons. Bases 39 to 440 code for a protein of 133 amino acids. The record is from RefSeq and is a predicted model, not a curated record. Lineage: Eukaryota; Metazoa; Arthropoda; Branchiopoda; Diplostraca; Daphniidae.